Necator americanus (New World hookworm) is the source of this 204-nucleotide messenger RNA. RefSeq lists its product as uncharacterized. Lineage: Eukaryota; Metazoa; Nematoda; Chromadorea; Rhabditida; Ancylostomatidae. The transcript is spliced from 2 exons. The coding region runs from base 1 to 204 and encodes 67 amino acids. The record is from RefSeq and is a predicted model, not a curated record.
AUGAUGGAUACACUAAAUUCGAGCCCACCGAUGCUGUCUGUCGUCCGGCACGGGCGGAGUGAAAAAGCGGAUGAAAGUCGUCCUAUUGCUGAACUUCAAAUGGGUGUUUUUAAAAGAUACUAUUCGGAUAUCUUAUACGAAAUGUUAAUACUAACACUGAAUAAAUAUGUUGUGAAGAAAAAAAAAUCAGUUGUUGUUUCUUGA